Coprinopsis cinerea okayama7#130 is the source of this 657-nucleotide messenger RNA. RefSeq lists its product as hypothetical. NCBI's taxonomy places the organism in Eukaryota, Fungi, Basidiomycota, Agaricomycetes, Agaricales, Psathyrellaceae. The coding region runs from base 1 to 657 and encodes 218 amino acids. The record is from RefSeq and is a predicted model, not a curated record. The transcript is spliced from 2 exons.
AUGCGACCCAUGCCCUCCACCGUCCGUUCCGACCUGGACGACCCCGCCUGGAGAAUGCAUGAUCUGUGGAUGUGGGCCACCAACGACGAAGCCUCCUUCUCCCACCACUACGACGUCGCGAGUUCUCUGUCCGCAGACCAUUUGUGGACCUUGUUCUCCUGGUUGCGCACCGACCCCAACCAAGCCCAUUAUCACAUCCCCUCCUACGCCUCCUAUCGUAUGCUCCCCAUUGCCGUGCACUCCUUGUGGGACGGGUUCGUCACCAAGUUAUUCUUACACGUCUACGGCCAUUUGUCCCACAUGUAUUUGCGUCCCCACGAAACCCCCAGUCACUCCAACCACGCCUCCUAUCGCAUGUCUCCCGGCACCCUGCAAGCCUUGUGGGACGGGAUCAACUUCGACUCUCACGCAGGCGCCGACCGCGAUUUGCCCAACCUGCACUUGCGUCCCAACGAAGCCAACUGCGACCGUCCCUCGACCAUCUAUUACCCUCCAUCGUCGAGACGAGGACGAAGAUUGCGGUGGAGUUCAUCCCUGCGCUACGGUCCUCUGUCCCCCGCUAACCAACCCGGAAACGACGAUCCUACCCGGAGACAAGUGUCCCAGCUGCAAAUGCGUACCAAUCAGACCCUCCAUUACGAAGCUCCCGCCGCCUGA